CCAGAAAGUUGGGGUCAGGGGGCCGGAUCUGGGAAUUCCUAGGGUGUGCGUUGCAGAGGGAAGGGGCGCUGGUGAUUACGCCAGGUCGCCCAGCGUCUGAAUUGAGUUUCAGAAGUUGCAGUGACCCCAGAGUCUGCACUGGCAGUGCGGGAUGAGGGGGAAGGGAGGAGUCUGGAGUCCAGAGUGGAAAUACUCGGGAGGAGCUGGGGUCUCCAGGACUCAAGGCUGGCAAUCCAGGUGUUCAGAAUUGGCUGGUGGACAGGCGGGAAAAGAGGCGAUAAGAGACCAAGAAUCUAGAAAACAGAAAAUGUCUGUAGAUUGCUGUGCCAGGGUUCAGUUGUCAGUGGCCAGAACUUGAUGUUAGCCAGGCAGGUGGCACCGGUUUGAGGGCAGUGAGGCUUCUAGCCAAGCCUUGAGGCUAAGGGGGCAGGUGACGUGGGUCUGAUGCCCGAGGGAACUACCUGAGCACGGACUUCGAAGAAUGUAGAUAUAGUUGAAACACACACACACACACACACACACACACACACACACACACACACACGCACGACCGGAUUUAAAUCCUCAAAUACCUCUGAUUUAGUUCUCUCCUUUUAUUUUCUGGCCCCACCCCCAUCCGCUCCCUCCUGAGGCUGUGCCCACCUGUGGGUUCUGGCUGGAUGGCCUGGGCACAUCUUCCUUCCCUCUGUUCCUCCUCUUCAAGAUCUAAUUGCUUUCAUCGUCUUGUCUUGGGGUUAGAAUGUGGAACUCCAGAGCCUUAAGGAAUUCCAGAAUUCCAAGUCCCUAGAUACCUGUGGACCUUGCCCCAGCCCAAUGGGUGCCCAGUGUAGUGGUGGAAUGAGAUGCUGUGCGCAUGCUCAACACCCUGCAGACCAAUGCCAGCUACCUGGAGCAGGUGAAGCGUCAGCGGAGUGACCCUCAGGCGCAGCUGGAAGCCAUGGAGGUGUACCUGGUACGGAGUGGACUGCAGGUGGAGGACCUAAACAGCCUAAACAUUAUCCACGUCACUGGGACCAAAGGAAAGGGCUCCACCUGUGCCUUCACUGAACGCAUCCUGCGGAACUACGGCCUGAAGACAGGCUUCUUUAGCUCUCCCCACCUGGUACAGGUGCGUGAACGGAUUCGCAUCAAUGGGAAGCCCAUCAGUCCCGAACUUUUCACCAAGCACUUCUGGCGUCUCUAUCACCAGCUGGAGAAGUUCAAGGAUGACAGCCACAUUUCCAUGCCUGCUUACUUCCGCUUCCUCACACUCAUGGCCUUCCAUGUCUUCCUCCAAGAGAAGGUGGACCUGGCUGUGGUAGAAGUGGGCAUUGGCGGGGCUUAUGACUGCACCAACAUCAUCAGAAAGCCAGUGGUGUGUGGAGUGUCCUCUCUUGGUAUUGACCACACCAGCCUGCUAGGAGACACGGUGGAGAAGAUAGCCUGGCAGAAAGGGGGCAUCUUUAAGCCUGGUGUCCCUGCCUUUACUGUGCUACAGCCGGAAGGUCCCCUGGCCGUGCUGAGAGAUCGAGCUCAGCAGACCUCAUGUCCCCUGUACCUGUGUCCACCGUUAGAAGCCCUGGAGGAGGGUGGGCUGCCGCUGCCCCUGGGCCUGGAGGGAGAGCACCAGCGGUCCAAUGCAGCCUUAGCCUUGCAGCUGGCCCGUAGUUGGCUGGAGCAGCGGGACCACCAGGACGUCCGGGAGCUGACGGUGUCCAGGCCAGGCACACGGGGGCAGCUGCCUCUGGCACCUGUGUUCCGUCCCACCUCUCACAUGAGACAUGGGCUUCGGGACACGGAGUGGCUUGGCCGGACACAGGUGCUGCGGCGGGGACCUCUCACCUGGUACCUGGACGGCGCACACACCACCAGCAGUAUGCAGGCCUGCGCGCGCUGGUAUUGCCAGUCAUUACAGCGCAGUAAACGCCCCAGUGGUGGGCCUCAAGUACACGUCUUGCUCUUCAACUCCACCGGUGACAGGGACUCUGCCGCUCUGCUGAAGCUGCUGCAGCCCUGCCGGUUUGACUACGCCGUCUUCUGCCCCAACCUGACAGAGGUGUCAUCCACAGAAAACGCAGACCAGCAGAACUUCACGGUGACUCUGGACCAGGUGCUGCUCCGCUGCCUCCAACACCAGCAACACUGGAGCUGCCUGGCCGAGAAAGAAGCCGGCCCCGACCUCUGGAGCGGCCCCGGCGGCGGCGCAGAGCCCGGUGGACCGGGGGGCUCCCAGCUGCUGGCGCUACACCCACUGCACUCUGCUAGCACGGACUCCCUAGUUUUUAGCUGCAUCUCCCACGCCCUGCAGUGGAUCAGCCAAGGCCGGGAUCCCAUCUUUCAACCCCCGACCCCCCUGAGGAGCCUCCUCAGCCACCCCACAGCCAGCAGUGGGGCAAGCAUUCUGCGUGAGGCUGCCGCCAUCCAUGUACUGGUUACGGGGAGCCUGCACCUGGUGGGUGGAGUCCUAAAGCUGCUGGAGCCUUCCCUGUCCCAGUAGCCAAGGCCGGGGAUCAGAGCCGGGAACUUCACACCUGCCUGCUUCUCCACAGACGGAUACUCAGUGCCUUUGGAUUUCUGCUUACAGAUUCCUUUUGAGACUGGCCUAGGGAUGCGAGAAGCGCCAGCCACACCGUGGCCUCUCCUUCCUCCGGCAUAGACAGCAGGGGGCUUCCCAGAGUCCCUGCCAUUGCAGGCUUUCAGUCCAGCCCGUCUCCCUGUUGCCUCCUGGCUCAGACCCGGCUUAUGUGCAAGCUGCCUGACCAGCCUAUAGACCUGCCUGAGGCUAGGCCAGAGACUUCCUCUUCCCCCGGUGCCUUCUGGGAAGAGAGAGGGCCUUUGCCUGGGCAUUUGGGGACUGUGAGUUGCUAGAACUAAUUGAAGCUUUUAAGCCCUUUCAUUUUUUAUUUUUUGUAAAUAAACAACAAACUUUUGAUUGACUCUUAA
Peromyscus leucopus (white-footed mouse) is the source of this 2922-nucleotide messenger RNA. It is a transcript of the gene Fpgs, whose product is annotated as folylpolyglutamate synthase. The coding region runs from base 854 to 2476 and encodes 540 amino acids. The transcript is spliced from 15 exons. Gene Ontology annotation, cellular component: cytosol; cytoplasm; mitochondrion. The record is from RefSeq and is a predicted model, not a curated record. Gene Ontology annotation, biological process: tetrahydrofolylpolyglutamate biosynthetic process. Gene Ontology annotation, molecular function: tetrahydrofolylpolyglutamate synthase activity; ATP binding. Lineage: Eukaryota; Metazoa; Chordata; Mammalia; Rodentia; Cricetidae.